GCCAACAUACCACUUCUUGCUCUUGUUUCACAAAAGGAUUUUCUUCCUUCUUUUUUCAUCAAUUUAUUCUUGCAGAUCUGAUUCCAUGUCUGCUACUCACAACAAAGCACCCAAAAUCUGCACUGAGCCUUUGCUUGAUGCCCCUGUCUCCCUCAAGACACGUAAAAAAACCUGGCAUGUUGCUUUGUCUACCCUCUAUUGCACAAGAACUCUGUUAUCUAUCGCCAGGAACAAGGUUCCGCCCAUUCCUUCUCAUGUCACUCUCACAAUUCCCUCGGAAAACAAUCGCCUCAGAAUUGUUGAGACCACUCUCACUGACCCUCUCAGGGAGAAAAAUCUAAUAGAGUUUCAAAAAGUUCCUUCUCAAGUUGCAAUCUCAAUUCCAGCGGAGGAAAGUGCAUUUCUCAAAAUUGACAAGACCACUCUCAGCGGACUUGUCAAGGAGAAAAAUCUAGGAGAGCUUCAAAAACAUGGCGGCGUCAACGGAGUAGCUUCUUCUCUGGAAACCAGCCCGGACGAUGGAAUCAAAGGCAAUGAUGACGAUCUUACUCGGCGACAGAUAGCAUUUGGCUUCAACACAUACAAUAAGCUGAGUUUCUACCCUUUUGUUGUGGAGGCUUUCAAAGAUCUCACUGUUUUGAUCCUCCUCGCCUGCGCAGCACUUUCCCUUGGGUUCGGCAUCAAGGGGCAUGGCCUGAGAGAAGGGUGGAUUGAGGGUGGAAGCAUAUUCGUUGCCGCUUUUUUAGUCAUCGCUAUCUCUGCCAUCAGCAACUACAGGGAGACCAGGCAGUUCGAGGAAAUGUCUCCAAUCAGCAACAAUAUUGAAAUUGAUGUCAUUAGAGGCGGUCAACGGAAAAAGGUUCAAAAUUUUGAUUUAGUCGUCGGGGAUAUUGUUUGCCUGAAGAUCGGUGACAAAGUUCCAGCAGAUGGGUUGUUUGUUCCUGGAUAUUCUCUGCAGGUAGUGGAAUCAAGCAUGACAUGGAAGGAUGAUCAUGAUGAGGAGAAUUUAAGGCAAAAUCCAUUCAUGGUAUCUGGUACGAAGGUGGCCAAUGCGAAUGCUCGGAUGCUCGUCACUUCCGUUGGAAUGAACACCACCUGGAAGCAAAUGAUGAGCAAAAAAUCUGUUGAGAACGACCACACACCUCUGCAAAUCAAAGUGAAGAAGCUAGCGCGGUCCGUGCGUAAGAUUAGUGACAUCAUUCUUAUACUACUUGUUGUUGUCAAUAACUUCACCAACAAUGGAAUUGACAAGAAUAAAAACACAGAAGACAACAGCAAGACGAAAGCGCACAAUGUAGUGAAUGCUGUGAAAGGGAUUGUUGCUGCUGCGGCUAUUAUUGUCAGUGUUGUGGUCCCCGAAAGCUUACCCUUGAUUGUUAAGCUCACACUAGCAAAAGCCAUGGAGAGAAUGAAGGUUGUGGCCUCUGCUUUCGAUGCUGCGGGCUCUGUCAGCAUCAUUGUCACCAACAAAACCGGUACUCUUACGCUUAACCAGAUGAAGGUGCAGGAGUCUUGGAUUGGACAUGAAUCCACACAUGAGGUUGAUUUUUCUGCUUCUUCUUUGAUUUCUGGCUUGAUCCAUCAAGGAGUUGCUCUAAACACCACCGGUGGUGUUUAUAGAAGUUCUUCAGGGGCCGAAUUCGAAUUCUCAGGCAGUCCAACUGAAAAGGCAAUUCUUUCUUGGGCUUCCCCACUGAUGGAGAUGGAGUUAUUAAAGCAGAAUUUUACGAUUUUAUUUACAGAAGCUUUCAAUUCCAAGAAGAAACGGAGUGGUGUUCUGGUCAAGAAGAAAGAAGAUAACACAAUUCAUGUUCAUUGGAAAGGAGAAGCAGAGACGAUUCUAGCAAUGUGCUCAAGCUAUUAUGAUGCCUCUGGAACAAAGAAACAUCUUAACCGUGAAGAAAGGAUGAAAUUCAAGAAAAAUAUUCAGGAAAUGGUGAAGAGAGGUCUCCGGUGCAUUGCUUUGGCCCACAAACAAGUUAUUGAAGAAGCAGUUGAGGAAGAUUUAAAAGAGAGGAAAAGGCUUGAAAAAGAAAACUUGAUCCUGUUAGCAUUGUUGGGCAUUGAGGACCGAUGCCAGGAUUGGGUGAGGCAAACCGUGGAAGAUUGCAAACAGAACACCGGCGUGAACAUCAAAUUGAUCACCGGUGACAAUGUCUUAACUGCAAAAGCUAUAGCUAGUAAGUGUGGGAUUCUCCAACCGGAUGAGGAAAUGGAAAGUAGUGCUGUCAUGGAAGCCGAGGAAUUCAUCAGGAAAUAUACAUCAGAGCAGGGGAAGGAGAUAAUCGACAAAAUCUGCGUCGUGGCAGGAGCAUCUCCUAGUAGGAAACGUCUUGUGUUGCAAUGCCCGAAAGAUAAAGGACACGUAGUUGCAGUCGCCGGUAUAAACGAUCCUGAGGUACGCGACACUGUCAUCUUGGAUGAUCAUUUUGAAAAUGUGGCCACAGAUUUGAGGUGGGGAAGAUGUGUUUAUACCAACAUCAAGAAAUUCAUCCAAUUCCAACUCACCAUAAACGUUGCUGCUUUAGUCAUCAACAUCGUGGCAGCCAUAUCUUCGAGCAAAGUUCCUUUAGAGACUGUCCAGUUGUUGUGGGUGAACUUGAUCACGGGCCCAUUGGGUGCUCUGGCUCUGGCUACAGAGGAGCCCACGGCAGGGCCGAUGGAGAAGCAACCGGUUGGCCAGGAGCCACUCAUUACCAACAUCAUGUGGAGAAACCUCCUAACUCAAGCUUUUUACCAGAUAGCAGUGCUCCUGACGCUUCAAUACAAAGGGAAAUUAAUCCUCGGUGUGACAGAGGCCGUAAAUGAUACCUUGAUCUUCAACACGUUUGUGCUCUGCCAAGUUUUCAAUGAAUUCAAUGCUAGGAAGCUCAAGAAGAAGAACAUAUUCGAGGGCAUUGAGAAGAACAAAAGGUUUUUGGUAAUUGCUGGGUUAACAAUUUUUCUCCAGGUGGUCAUGGUGGAGUUUUUGAAGCAGUUUGCCGACACAGAGAGGUUGAAUUGGGAACAAUGGGCUGCCUGCCUAGCCAUAGCUGCUGUCUCUUGGCCCCUUGGUUGGAUUGUCAAGUGCAUACCAGUGCCAGGGAGACCUAUUUUCAACUAUCUCUGGGAACACAUAUAAGACUUCAAAAAUUCAUUCAUUCUUUAAAUUUCUGCCUGCAUAUAUCUGUAAUUCGAUUCAAUUUCCCUCCAUUCUUCAUGAAUACAGACUGCAUGGGAAACAUUUCUUACAGGUGUAAAAUAACCUGAUUUGUUCGACAUAGGAAACAUUUCAACCAACAUGAUUAAUUUUGGCUUGAAUGUGAAUAAAAGCAUUACCAAAAAUCAAUAUGCAACGUGCCCUGGAGAAGAAUAAAUUCUUCAUUUCAGGGUUUAAACCAGUUAGAGGCUCACAAAGGUAAAACAUAAUGGCUCAGCGCAAGCCCUGGUUAUUAUUAGAAUAGCUUCUGCCUUCUAGAAAUUUAUCAUUCCUGACAAGUGUCAGAAAUGUUGGAACAUUUGAUAAGUAGUUUCCAACCGCUGAAGCAACAUGAAU
This is a messenger RNA of Rubroshorea leprosula, 3535 nucleotides long. The record is from the annotation of a GenBank genome assembly. NCBI's taxonomy places the organism in Eukaryota, Viridiplantae, Streptophyta, Magnoliopsida, Malvales, Dipterocarpaceae.